UUCUUAUGUGUACGCAUUCAAACCAAUAAUUACACGUUAAUUAUUCCUAAUUGAUUGCUCUCCUUCAUGAUUAAGCCCCACUAUACAUAAUCGCGUUCCUUUUGAGAGAAAACAGAGCUAUCACAAAUCAUCAAUAUGCAUGGCUCCUAAUUCGGGGAUGAAUCUUCGUCUACUUGUUCUUCUCCUUCUGGUCUUGGGCUUGCUCAAUAUGAAAAAUGUUGCUGGAUACGGUCAUCCAUUCUUCCCAAAGUCCUAUUCCACGUUGAGCCUCAAGCGGAGCAGCUUCCCUCCGGGUUUCAUCUUUGGGGUGGCCUCCUCUUCCUACCAGUAUGAGGGUGCAGCGAAUGAAGAUGGAAGAGGCCCCAGCAUUUGGGACUAUUUCACCCAUACAUACCCAGAAAAAAUAGCAGAUAGAAGUAAUGGAGAUGAUGCAGUUAACCAAUACCACAAAUAUAAGGAAGAUGUGGGUAUAAUGAAAGACAUAGGUUUUGAUGCUUAUAAAAUGUCAAUCUCAUGGCCUCGAAUAUUACCUAAUGGAAAACUAAGUGGAGGUGUCAACCAUGAAGGAAUACAAUAUUACAACCACCUUAUCGAUGAGCUCCUAGCCAAUGGAAUCGAACCCUACGUCACUUUAUUUCAUUGGGACCUUCCUCAAACUUUAGAUGAUGAGUACGGCGGUUUCCUGAGUCCUCGCGUCGUUGACGAUUAUCGAGAUUUUGUGGAUGUUUGCUUCGAGGAGUUCGGUGAUCGGGUGAAGCACUGGAUAACAAUAAAUGAGCCAUGGACCUACAGUUAUGGUGGCUAUGCUAUUGGAGAUUGUGCGCCGGGCCGGUGUUCUGCUUGGCAACAGCUGAACUGCACCGGCGGGGAUUCAGGCACGGAGCCGUACUUAGUUGCGCACCAUCUACUUCUUGCUCAUGCAGCAGCUGUUAAGCUGUACAAAGAAAACUAUCAGGCAUCUCAAAAUGGAUCGAUCGGGAUCACGCUGACGACCCAAUGGUUUGAGCCUUACUCAGAUUCAGUAAAUGACCGUAACGCUGCUCUACGAGCCUUCGAUUUUGUGCUUGGCUGGUUCAUGGAUCCGCUAAUAAACGGCGACUACCCAUAUAGCAUGCGAUCUCUUGUCGGGAGGAGACUUCCAAGGUUCACAAAUGAACAGUCUAUAAUGGUGAAGGAUUCAUUUGACUUCAUUGGAAUGAACUACUACACAGCUAAUUAUGCACAAGAUGCACCUCGAAUUUUAAUCCCGAGCUACACAACCGAUUCUUGUGUCUAUCUUACAACGGAGCGCUACGGAGUCCCUAUUGGUCCUCCGACCGCAAUGAGUGGGUUGUUUGUUUAUCCUGAGGGAAUCUGGAAACUCAUCAUGUACAUAAAGAAUAAGUAUGGCAAUCCACUCAUUUUCAUAACCGAAAACGGAUUGGCUGAGUCCAACAAUUCAACGCUGCCGCUUGAGCAACAACUAUAUGAUCCCAUGAGGAUAAAAUUUCAUUAUAGCCAUCUCUCAUACCUUUUGAAAGCGAUCAAGGAAGGCGCCAAUGUAAAGGGCUACUUUGCAUGGUCGUUCCUGGACGACUUCGAGUGGUACAAUGGUUAUACGAUCCGAUUCGGUGUCAACUAUGUAGAUUACCAGAAUGAACUUAAAAGAUAUCCAAAGUACUCGACCUUCUGGUUCAAGAGCUUUCUCGAAAGAAGUAGCAUGUGGAAAUAAUACCAAUGUAACGACAAUUUCCAUGGUUCUCUGGCUAUUUGGUCGAAAUAGUAAAUAUAAUGAUGAGAGUUUUCCUAAUCAGCACUUUUUUAUUAGUGUAUGAUGAAUUCAAGGAUGAUAUAAGGAGCAAUUUCAAUGCGUGGUCUUGUUUUUCUUUAGAAUAGACAAGUUAUUUAUUGAA
Molecule: messenger RNA, 1892 nt
Organism: Punica granatum (pomegranate)
Lineage: Eukaryota; Viridiplantae; Streptophyta; Magnoliopsida; Myrtales; Lythraceae
Source: RefSeq, a predicted model, not a curated record